AGGCAAGCGCUCUACCACUGAGCUAAAUCCCCAACCCUGCUUUUUUUUUUUCUUCUUGCAAUAGGGAAUUUCAUGUAAAGAACAGUGAAUUAAUUACACACGCAGGCAGAAUACUCAUACACAAAAAUAAACUUAAAAAACAAAACAAAACAAAACAACAAAACCAAGUAUUUUACAAGCAAUAGGGGCCAGAUUUAAGCAGAGCGUGGAAAGCUAGACAUAGUGGCUACAGCCUUAGUCUCAGCACUGGAGAAGCUCUGAGACAGGAGGAUCCUUGAGCUCCAGGUGAGGCCCUGUUUCAAGAACAGUAACAACAAACAAAAUAAUAUGGAAUGGUAGGGCAAACUUGAAGCCCCAGGGUUUGGGAGGAGAUUACAAGAUGGAGAACCUGUAACCAACAAACAGCUUUCUGACAUUCUGGGGGACUAAUAGUUCUUGAAAGGGACCCCUUGUAGAGACCCUUUUUUUUUUUUUUUUUUUUUUUUUUGGAGCUGGGGACCGAACCCAGGGCCUUGCGCUUGCCAGGCAAGUGCUCUACCACUGAGCUAAAUCCCCAACCCUGUAGAGGGCCUUUGAGGCGCCUUUGAUUUGCCUAUGACAUUGGCAUCCAAUCUAGGGCAAAUAUUGUCAUUAAACAGGUCCUCAUAGUAAGCAGGCUGGUGAUUCCUUUGAAUGGGGCUAUGGUUUUUAAUCUUUCUUUUCCUUUAUUAUUAUUAUUAUUAUUAUUACUAAUGAAUUAAAAACAAGUUUUCAGAUCUGGGGAGGAGCCCAGAGCUCAUAAAAACCAGGUAAAUGCCCUACCACUGAGCCUCCCCACCAGGCCUAGAUUUAAAACUUUUAAAAGAAAUAGUAGUGGGAAUUCUUAGAGUGGUCACGUGUCUGAGCGCAUUCCCCCUCAAACUGCUUAGUGGAAUAACAGGAUCCUGUCACAGGCUGAUGGGUGGGACACCAGUUCCAGCAAGGGUGGGGAAGGGGAAGAUAGGGGGGAGGCUGGCUGCUCUUUUUUUUUUUUUUUUUUUGUAUUUGCUUUGUGAUUAAGAUUCGAAUUUCCUACGAUUGUUUUCUAAAGAGCAGUUUAGAAAAAAAUAUUGAGGUGGUAAAACCUUAACUGGAGCAGAAAUUAGCCAAGCCAAACAAGAUAACAAUUAAAAUACUGUUCAGGAAACCUAGUAUUUUGAAACUAAGUACAAAGAAACAAAAUAGAAUUAGUUGCUGGCAACUUUUGAGCUCAACAAGUCCCUUAAAAAACAACCGGACUGAGUUAACAUUGAAUUUGCUUUCUGUUGUGUUUUGUAAAAUGGUGGCAUAAGGAGGUGAGAGGGAGCAUCUCAGCUAGCCCGCCAGGUAUUCCCCUGAGAAAUCACCACCCUGCCAUAGGCCUCGUAUAAAAGGAAGUUUAUUUGGGGGAAGAGAAGGGGACUUGGAAAAGGGGUAGGAAAAGGAGGGGUACAGAGAGUGACAGAAAGAGAGAGGAGAGAGGAAGAGAGAAAGGUGGAGUCAGGAACAUGUGGGAGGGGAGAGAGAGAGAGAAAGAGAGAGAGAGAGAGAGACAGACAGACAGACAGAGAGACACCUGGGUAGCUGAAUAAUUCUUUUAUGUCAGGUUGACUCCUACCUGGCAAGCAAAAAUGAUUGCUAGUUGCUAGGUAACUGUUGGACGGAGCCUAGAGGAACUGCCAACACUUCUGUACUAUAUUGGUCUUUGUAAAAUAGUUCUUUUUUUUUUUUUUUUUUUUUUUUUCUGGAGCUGGGGACCGAACCAGGGCCUUGCGCUUGCUAGGCAAGCGCUCUACCACUGAGCUAAAUCCACAACCCGUAAAAUAGUUCUUACCAACAGGAAAAUAUUUCAACGCAGUUAUUUAUUUUUUGAUUAGGUCCUAAGAAAACUUUAGGAAAACAUGAUGGUAGAUAGGCAUCAUUUGCAUUGGUUGGAAAUCGUGUCAGUCAUAUAUGUAACAUGCCAGAUUAACAUGUUUACCGUGAAGAAGAGUAAAAAGUGUGUGUGUGUGUGUGUGUGUGUGUGUGUGUGUGUAAAUAGUCAGUGUGAAAAGAACCCAUUGGCCUGGAAUGUGAAGAGUUGAUAAUUGAUGAAUUAACAUUUGCACAGUUUGGUAAGUACUUUAAUUAGGAAUACUCGAACCGUAAGGAUUCCUUUACCCACAAUCUUGCUGGCUCUAGGAAGUACUGUCCACAUGCAGUUUCUAAAGUUUAAAAACCAACUUCUGGGGGCUGAAGAGCUGGCUCAGUUAAAGGCACUUGCUGCUCUUGUAGAGGACCUGGGUUUGGUUCCGGCACUCACAUCUGGUGGCUCAAACUUGCCUGGAAUUCCAGCUCUAGGGGAUUUAUUGACCUUUUCUGGUCUCCAUAGGAACAGGCAAGCAUGUGGUGCACGACCUUCAGGAACUCACACAUACAUGUAAAAAGAAAUACAUUUCUGCAUUUCCUAGUUUUCUCUUUGGAAGACAUGACUAGCUUUAGAAUUGUGAUAGUUUUUCGGGUUUAUCUCUCUUCUGUCCAGUCCCUCUCCCUGAGACUUUGCUGGUCAUAACUUAAUUUCCUUUAAGUUCUCACAACCCAACUUGGUCUGCUUUAGGCUGUUUACUAAGUUUAUGUGUUUAUGUCUUGCCUUUGGGCUGGAAUGCAAAGUCACUGAGGAUAAAGGCUAUGAAUUUUUUAUGUGUUCUUUGCCUGGUAGGAGACAGUGAAAAUAUCGCUUAAUAAAUAUUCCUUGACUAAUACAAGCCAGUGUCCUGAGCUUUCAACAAUCCUCAGCUGACAUCUUGUUUACUUGUGCAAAUGCAAUGUUUUCCUUGUUUCUUCUUGGACAAAACUAAUUGCAACUCUUUUAUCCACUGUAAACCUUACAAGUUUUGUUUCAAAAUCACCAGGGCAACCUGUUUUUGACAUAGUGAAAGGUUCCCAAAGCGGGGCUAUAGGAGAUAGUAGGAAUGGAUAUUUACAAAGUUCCUACUCUUGAGGCAUAUUCUACACUAGGAAGAUUUCUUUUUAACACAUUUAACUGCUAAAGCUCCAGUCAGGAUCAUUCACCCAAGGACUUACAAAAAAAAAAAAUAAAUAAACGGCAAGGUUGAAUUUCAGAGACCCAAGUCGGCCAGGUUCCAAUGGGCAAGGCAGUUCAAGUGUGAGAAUUCAAUGACAUAAUUUCUUGAAAAAGCACUAGGCACAAUAGUUGGCAGUCAACACAUGUUGCUUCCCCAUAUUUGCUCAGGCCUUGAAGUUGAUUUUCUUUUUCUCUUUUCAAAUAGGACGGGAGGAAAAGUAAGGUUGAAUUAAUUAAAUUUGUCAAUAAUUCGAAGAAAGCUCCUGUUUGAUUACAAUAAUCCUACACCGGCUUUCAUAUUGACUCUAGGGAAAAAAAAUGGCUGGCAAUGUUUCAAACCACGAUGCCUAAUUUAGAACGAUUUCUAUUUCAACAGAGGGAGUAGGAAGUCAUCUUUGGCCAAUAAGAGACUCAAGGAAUACAGUAAUGUAUUCCUAUGAAACAGUUCACUUCGUGCCACCUCCGUCCCAAAGAAGAGCACUGCUUUUGGCCCCACAGGGAACUCUGUAGGUGAACUGUGGGGUCCCCACACUUGCGGUUCCCGCCAUUAACAUCGAAGCUAAGAGUGCUCGCUCCCCUAGUUGUUCCUCUCUUAGAUCUCUCACAAGCGACAUCUUUGCAGAAAAGAAAGUAGGGCAACCGGGGCUCACUUUGCAGAACCCUCUUUGGUAUCUGUCUGGGACCCGCAGCCAGCUGUCGCGCAUCUCCGGGAGACCAAGUACCCGCACCUGGACGAGGGUGUUGUGCGCCCCCGCUGUGACGUCACCGCACCUGGCACCAGCUGCGGGAGUCUGGGUGGCGCGCGGGGGCCGCAGGGGGCGUGGCCGGGACGCCCAGACCAUUCUCGCGAGAUUUCGCCCCAGCCGGGUCCCAAUUCUCUUCACUCUUGCCCGUGGGUUCCACCUUGGUCACGAGCUUGGCGCGCUCAGUCUCAGAGGGAGUGGGUAGGGACUGUCUGUGCGAGACCCCGCCGGUGCCUCAGCCAGCGGCGAGCGGAAGCGGUCCGGGAGCGUGGCUGAGUGCGCACUGUGCGCAGGCGCGGACCCCGCUCGCCCCCGCCUGCCGGGGCCGCGGCCGAGGCCGGGCUUGAGGAGCGGCCGAGCGCGCCGCGGGCGGAUGGAGGCGUCUCCCCGCCGCGCCUGAGACGGUGCACAGAAGGGGCCGCGGGGCCACGCUUUCCUCGCCAGAGCCGCAGCAUGGUUGACUAUAUUGUGGAGUAUGACUACGAUGCUGUACAUGAUGAUGAGUUAACUAUCCGAGUUGGGGAAAUCAUCCGAAAUGUGAAAAAACUACAGGAAGAAGGAUGGCUAGAAGGAGAACUAAAUGGGAGACGAGGGAUGUUCCCUGACAAUUUUGUUAAGGAAAUUAAAAGAGAGACAGAACCCAAGGAUGACAAUUUGCCCAUUAAACGGGAAAGGCCUGGAAAUGUCGCGAGUCUGGUCCAGCGAAUCAGCACCUACGGACUUCCAGCUGGAGGGAUUCAGCCACACCCACAAACCAAAGCUAUGAAGAAGAAGACAAAAAAGCGUCAGUGUAAAGUUCUUUUUGAGUACUCUCCACAAAAUGAAGACGAACUGGAACUGACCGUGGGGGAUGUCAUUGAUGUCAUUGAAGAGGUAGAAGAAGGCUGGUGGAGUGGAACCCUGAACAAUAAGUUGGGACUGUUUCCCUCAAACUUUGUGAAAGAAUUAGAGUCCACAGAUGAUGGUGAAAUGCACGACGCUCAGGAGGAAUCAGAAGUUUCUUUGACUGGCCCUACCUCACCUAUGCCAUCUCCGGGGAAUGGGAGUGAACCAGCUCCUGGAUCAGUUACACAGCCAAAGAAGAUCCGAGGAGUUGGAUUUGGAGACAUUUUUAAAGAAGGCUCUGUGAAACUUAGGACAAGAACUUCCAGUAGUGAAACAGAGGAGAAGAAAUCAGAAAAGCCUUUAAUUCUACAGUCACUGGGCUCUAGAACCCAGAAUGUGGAGGUAACAAAACCAGACAUAGAUGGCAAGAUUAAAGCUAAGGAAUAUUGCAAAACAGUAUUUCCCUAUACAGGAACCAAUGAAGAUGAACUUACGUUUAGAGAAGGGGAGAUAAUCCAUUUGAUAAGUAAGGAGACUGGAGAAGCAGGCUGGUGGAAAGGUGAACUGAAUGGUAAAGAAGGAGUGUUUCCAGAUAACUUUGCUGUUCAGAUAAGUGAACUAGAUAAAGACUUUCCAAAACCAAAGAAACCACCUCCUCCUGCAAAAGGUCCAGAUGAAAAAUCACUGCUAGAACAGAAACCUUCUAAACCAGCUGCUCCUCAAGUCCCACCCAAAAAGCCUACUCCACCUACCAAAGCCAAUAAUUUACUGAGGUCUCCUGGAACAAUGUACCCAAAGCGGCCGGAAAAGCCAGUUCCUCCUCCACCUCCAACAGCCAAAAUUAAUGGAGAAGUAUCUACAAUUUCUUCAAAGAUUGAUACUGAGCCCUUAUCAAAACCAAAGCUAGAUCCUGAACAAUUGCCAGUUAGACCAAAGUCAGUAGACCUUGAUGCCUUGGUAGCCAGGAACUCAAAAGAAACAGAUAAUGUAAAUUUUGAUGACAUAGCUUCCUCAGAGAACUUGUUACAUCUCACUGCAAAUAGACCCAAGAUGCCUGGAAGAAGAUUGCCUGGCCGCUUCAAUGGUGGACAUUCUCCAACCCAGAGCCCAGAAAAAACCUUGAAGCUCCCAAAAGAUGAUGAUAGUGGCAACAUAAAGCCGUCGGAGUUUAAGAAGGAUGCAGGCUACUCUUCAAAGCCAUCUCUUUCAGCACCUUCAAGUGCUUCUAAAGUAAAUACAGCUGCUUUCCUAAGUCCAUUAGAGCUCAAAGCUAAAGUAGAAGCCGAUGAUGGGAAAAAAAGCUCCCUGGAUGAACUUAGAGCCCAGAUUAUUGAAUUAUUGUGCAUUGUAGAUGCACUGAAAAAGGAUCAUGGGAAAGAACUGGAAAAGCUACGCAGAGAACUAGAAGAAGAGAAGGCCAUGCGAAGUAACCUAGAGGUGGAAAUAGCAAAGCUCAAGAAAGCUGUUCUGUUGUCUUGAAGUGGUGUGGACCCAGUGGACCCUAAUUCUCUAUGAACUUAACUGACUUGUUAAAAACAACAGACGUUGUGUUGUGGUGAAGAAAUAAGAGAACAUGAACUGUGAUAUCUACCAAAAAGUUGGGGUGACAGUUUUUUUUUAUAUAUAUUUUGUUUUGCCAAUAUGAAAAAAAGAAGAGGCCUUAUUUCUUACUGUGCUGGGAUUGCAAACAUUUCUACUGUUUGCUUGAAAAUACUACUGAAUCUGUAUAAAAAGGAAAGAAAGUUCAUAAUAGUUUUUUUAUUGAAACUUGUAUUAUUUUUAAAGAGUUCUAUACUAUAAAUAUCGUAAUAUCUUUGCAAAUAAGCUGUAAGAUAAACUAUUUGAGAAGGACGGGUUAGCUUUAUAGUAGAGUCACUGCUUUUCCUGUAAUGCAUAGGGCAUGAACUCAUAUACAUACACCACACACACACACGUACAUACAUACAUACACACACACACAUAAACACACAUUCUACACACACACACACACACACACACACACACACACACACACACACACAGCUUCUUACCCAGGGUUACACUGUUGUGCCUGUUUGUCUGCAGUGCUGUUUGUACAUUGGGUGAUAAAAUAGGAGCUCCUAGUUACCAGUUUCCUCACCCAUGCAUAUUUAAUCGUUAAUGAAAUAAUAACAAUAAAUCCAACUUCUAGAGUGUUCUGUAAUGAUCACACUAUAGGAUUCAUUAAAGGAAGCUAGUUACAAACUGUACUGGAUUAAGCUUGAGAAAAUAAGAGCUUUGUUCUAAAUUCAUGUGGCCUAAGAAAUCUAAAACUGUCAUGCUAAUUCUUAUUUGUGCCUAGACACUGCAGCACAUGUGGAAUAUGUACACAUCAGCCAUAUUGUUGUAUUCUUAUGCUCAUUCUACAGUCGUAAAUAUUACUCAUUUCAUUGUCUCGUAUUCAAUUCAUUGUAUCCUUCCUUUAAUUUUCACUAAUGAAAACCUUAGGAAGCAGCCUCUAAACCCAUAUAUUUUCAAAAUUCCAGAAUGAGGUUCUAUAUUGGAAAGCUAUUAUGUAAACACUCAGGUUUUAGAGACAUAAUUUAUCUAAUAGAACAAACUAAUUCCUAGAGAUAUUUUGGACUUUUACUUAGGUAAAGUGAAGAAGAGUGUUAGUAUUUCACAAGUGGUGAUAUACGUUAUGUAAAUCAGAUAUAACUGACCGUACUGAAGACAUUCCCUGUGGAUACUUAGCCAUUUCUUUAGCAUCCCAAUCGACAGUGAGUGUCUGAGGCUGGCUCGACCACAUCAGAGUGUGUGGCUACACACCAGGCGCACAUGCAAAUGUAUCUGUAGGGCAACAUGUCCCAAACCACAAAGGUUAAUUUUAAAAAGUGAAACGUUUUUAUUUGUUUAAAAAACGUCAGGCUUUAAGCUUUACUUUAGUAAAUGAAUGUCAGGUGUUAAGUUAUCAUGAUUCAUUAAAAAAAAAAACAAAACUUUUUCUUUACAUUUUAAUCUUAAAAUAGAACAAUGUUUUUAAGUCAGAUUACUUGUGUGUUUCAAGUAAAAUAGAACUGGAGUAGAAAGCAAUAGACUUGCCAGCACAGAGUCACGGCCGAGUAGGUUCUGGGGGGAGAGGUAACUGUAAAUAGAGUGCGCAGUUCAGGGUCUAGACACAGGGCCUCAACCCGGGCUGGACUCCACCUUGUGACGUAGUAUAGCAAAACUGCUCUGAAGCUUCCGGUUUCCCUGCCUCUGCCUCCCAGGUGCUAGGAUGACAGGCAUGCCCAGCGUGUCCAGCCUUUUUAACCAUUUCAAGUCUGAGCUCAUCUAAUGAGAGGUUGUUGAUGAACAGAAUUGCUCCCUUUUAUUUUCAGUGAUUAGUCAAAUGAAGUAUUUGUUUCUUAUUAAUGUAAUAACAGUCCUCAGAUGGCAGUGACCUCACCCUAAAAACCAUCUCUUACUUUCCCCACGUCCUAGAAAUUAUGUCCUACUUUCCCCAUUGGCAGGCUUGUCUCCACCCACACUGCAGGGAAGGAAAGCACUAACAGUUCAGACUGCGUUCUAUUCCCAGUGAGCGUUAUUUUAAUAAAAAAGUAACAUACACAUUCAACAGUAGGUGAGUGAUUUUCUGGACCAAUAUGUAGCUCAUAGAUAUUAGUUAGAAUGUAACAAAUUGGGAAAAUAAUUCUAAUAGAAAAGAUAACAGAAAAAUGAGUUUAUGUGAUAUAAACACGAAUAAGAAAAAUAGAAGCACAACCCCUUAUUGGAUACUCAAUUUUCAUUUGCAGUUUGGUUCCUUUCUGACCUACUGUGAUUCACUGACCUGAUUGGUGAUGUUGGUCCCAGCAACACAUAUAUUUUACUACUUGUACUUAUAUUUUAGCAUAUAUACUUUAAUGCUGUUGAAAGGUUUACUUGAGACAUGUGUAGUGAAGACAAUGUGUGUAACUUGGAGAUGGAGAGAGGGAAGUCAUGAGUUUGAGGCUGGCCUGUGCUGCAUGGGGGCCCUGUGUCCACAAGAAAGGAAACAAUGUUCCUUGGGUGGUGGUGGGUAUUUUCAGCAGUCCACACAAGCAGAAUAGCAGUGAGUACAUGCUUUAGCCUUCUCAAGCAGAAUAGAGAAUACCGCCUGUUUUCCAUGUGUCUAUUUUCUGCCCUUUACAAAACAGUAAAAAGCAAACAAACAAAAACAAACAACAACAACAACAGCAACAACAAAAACCAAGCAAGCUUGGACUUAUUUAAAGGGGAAAAGAAUUCCUUUAAAAUAGUAAUUUGCCAGUAUUUGCCCUUAGUAUGAGAACUUUUACUAUUUCUAAAGUUAAAGUCAGAAAAUGACAAUAACAACAACUUAGAGGUGAAUCCCCCUUCCCCAAUAUGAGUAUAAAUGAAUCUGUCAUUGCCAAAUUACUAGUGAAUGUACAGUUCAGAUUUGCUGGUCUUUGAAACACAGUACCACUAAGUGUCUAGUGAUUUCAAUGUUAUUUUGCUGUGUUUGUGACCACUAAGCUUGCUCUUUCUAUAAAGGUAUUACCUCUAUCCAACUGUCCAGGACUUCACAGAAAAUCAGAGGAUGCAAGAAGAGGAUGGGUUGGUCUGACAGAGGACUCCUUACACUCCUUACUGUGAUCACAGACAAGAAAUCCAUUCUAAGUGCUCUGUAGAUUUUUUUGAUGAAUGUUUUAUGCUUGCAUUUAAACUUGAAAUGUAUGAGCGGAAUGAGACAAUCUUUGCAAUCAGAAUUGAGAAGUGUUACAAUUGAAUGGCCUUGUGCUGUAGCAAUAAAUGACCAAGUGCAAUGACCUUAAUAAAAUCAUCUUUCAAAAGUUGCUGCUAUUAAUAUUUCUAGUUAACAAGAUUCUGCCCUUGUUUAGCCUGCCUUGCCUUCUGUUUGUUAACUGAUGUGAUACAGUUGAUGUUUUGACAAUCUAACAUUCCAAAGUCCACAUCUAUAUCUUAGAAUCUUAGAAUACUGUCUUCAUUUUUUACAGGUGCUGUUAAAAAAGGAAAUGACAGAAAAUAUGCUUUUCCCUCAAAAAGAAAAAUUAAUAAUAAAAAAGAACUGUGCUGCC
This is a messenger RNA of Rattus norvegicus (Norway rat), 9665 nucleotides long. RefSeq names its product CD2-associated protein (gene Cd2ap). Gene Ontology annotation, biological process: protein catabolic process; cell migration; cell-cell adhesion. The record is from RefSeq and is a predicted model, not a curated record. Lineage: Eukaryota; Metazoa; Chordata; Mammalia; Rodentia; Muridae. Gene Ontology annotation, cellular component: anchoring junction; cytoskeleton; ruffle.